Molecule: messenger RNA, 2604 nt
Organism: Peronospora belbahrii
Lineage: Eukaryota; Oomycota; Peronosporomycetes; Peronosporales; Peronosporaceae
Source: the annotation of a GenBank genome assembly
AUGCAUUCACCAAGCUUAGAGAACCAUGGGUAUCAUACGUUAGACUCACUGUAUCCUCAGGCACGUAAGCUCCAGUUUGAACUGAAGAUGCAAAUGAGCUACUUGGAAUCUGGUCGUACGGGAGGUAAAACGGAUACAGAACUCCAGGCUGAAGCUCGUGAGAACUUGAGCACGCUAGAGCAAUUGCUGUGGCAGCUAGACUCGCUCGUACAGAGAAGCAUUAAGCCUAUGGAGAAGGACACAUGGAUGAAGAAGUUGCAACAAUUAAGGAAUGAGACCCAUGUAUUGGGUAGCACAUUGGAACAACAUAUUUACAGCGUUAGCCGUCGAACCGUAGAGGCGAGAGAGAGGGAAAGACUCUUGAAUAGAAGCUUUGACAGUGGAAAUGGGGCAAUGUACGCUGCACAGGAGUCGGAAAGUCUGCAUCGAUCUUCACAGAUGGUCUCUGACCUGACAAGUUUAUCACAGUCGAUACUAGGAGAUCUAGGAGAGCAACGUAAUCGAAUGAAGAAUGUACGCACAAAGCUACUGGACAUUGCAAACCGAUUAGGUCUUUCAAGUUCAUUGCUACGAGUGAUUGAACGACGAGAUACAGUGGACUAUUGGAUUGUGAUAGGUGGUAUGGUUGUUACAUUGGGGUUCCUGCGCAGUCCGAGUCGCAAUCGCAGCCGAGAACGAUCGCGACGAGCCCAUCGCCACAGUCGCAAUUAUCGUCACCAUCGCUCACGCUCUCGCUCUCCUGAUCACCGCAAGCGUAGGAAAUGUGACAAUGAGAACAAUCGACUGCGACGUCAUUUGCACUCUCGAUCUGCGUCAAAAUCGAGAACGAAGUGGCAGAAUGAGAGCAAAAAGGAGAAGAAGGAGGUGACGGUGACGUUGGUUUCGUCACGAGAUAGCAAGCUGGACAAGGAGGAAGAGACGGAGAAACUGGUAGUUGAUAUGCAUAAAAAGCUCGUUACUGAUAGCGUGGAGAAAGAGGCGGAGAUAGUGCCAAAGGUCGUGGUGCAGGAGAAGAAGGUGAAGGAAACAACUGUAGAAAAGGAAGAACCUACGAACGGUGCUUUGAGGGUCGAUUCUGUGGAGCAGCAGAAGGUAUUAAUGGAUGAGACGAGUUUUCCGUGUGCAUCGAAGCCAGUAAUGGAUGUCAGCUCGAUCAAGAAAGACAUUUUGAAGGCUUUGGCGGACGCAAGAAGCACAAUUGCAGUAAUUAAGAACAGUGGCGCGGGUGAUCAUGCCACGACAUUUCAGGCGUCAGCAUCAGCAUUGGGUUCAAUGAAGGUUGAAGCGGAGCAACAAGAUCAGAAAGUGACGUCGCCGACGAAGCAGACAAUCGAAAUGGCUGGGUCGUCUCGAUUCUCGAAAACAACUGUUAGUGCAGAAGGUAAGACUGACAGCGGAUACCCUGCGGACGAGUUUGACAUGUUCUCGAUGGCGGCUCUAGAUGACCACGAUGGUGCGAUGGAGGGCACGAGUGGUGUCGCUGCAAUCACUGUGGACGAAGUGUUGCUGCAAUCGAACCGUGAUGACGCAGAGGGGUAUUACUUUACCACUAUUGGUGAGAUACUGAAUGGUAAAUAUCGCGUGCUUGGUGUUGUUGGCAAGGGCGUGUUCUCCACAGUGGUCCGUUGUCAGUGUAUUACCCCUUUGGGAAUUGCCGGCAGUAAGGCACUGAACGUCGUAGCUAUCAAGAUUAUUCGAAACAAUGAUAUCAUGCGCGAUGCCGCACAAACAGAGCUCAAACUAUUGAAUGAGCUACGAGAGCGCGAUCCUCGUGACAAGAAGCAUUGUAUACGGCUGCUAGAAUCAUUCUCUCAUCGCAAUCACGUCGCAAUGGUAUUUGAACCAAUGCAAAUGAACGUAAGGGAAGCCAUGAAAAAGUUUGGCGGAAAGGGCGGCAUUUCGAUACAAGCUGUGUCUGUGUUCAGUAAGCACCUGCUUAUGGCGCUCAAUCAUUUGGAGACGUGCGGAGUGAUUCACGCUGAUAUUAAGCCGGACAACAUUCUGUUGGAUGAGAAGCAAACGACGAUCAAGCUUUGCGAUUUUGGAUCCGCUUUCAAAUCGGACGACGGGAAGCAAGAUCCGACACCUUACUUGGUGAGCCGCUUUUACCGCGCUCCUGAGAUCGUGCUGGGUCUCGCCUACGACAAAGCGGUAGAUAUGUGGUCUGUCGGCUGUUGUUUAUACGAAAUGUUCACUGGCAAAGUUAUGUUUCCAGGGAGCACGAAUAACGAGAUGCUCAAACUCUUUAUGGAGCUCAAGGGCAAGAUUCCGAACAAGCUGAUCAAAAAACACCGUCAGGUAUACAUUGACCAGCUUGAGAUGGAGCCACACUUUACCGAGGAUCUCAAGUUCUGUAGUCGGGAGAGUGACCGCGUCACAGGUAAACCCAUUUUGCGCUUGAUGGACACCCUCAAGGCCAAGAGCGAUCUUGCUAGCAGUUUGAUGGCUGCUAAAAGCACGACGGACGAUCGAAAGCUUGUGCUGGAGCUCCGGAAUCUCUUGGAUCGGAUGUUCACGCUGGACCCGUUGAAACGUAUCUCAGUUCGAGACGCACUGGCGCACUCGUUUGUGAAGAGAGGACAAGAAGUAAAAACACCACGCUAG